UACAUUCUGUUUCUAUAAAAAAUAAAAAAAAAAAUUGAAAAAAAGAAAAGAAAAGAAAGAGAGACAGAGAGAGAGAAGGAAUUUCCAAUUUGAGUGUCUCUAAGGAAACACGGUUCACGCCCCUGCAAAUCUUUAGCUAUAUUUAGGGUACUUUUCAACCUUUUAUAUAUUUUUUUCUUUUUAAUUUUUAAUUUUUUUUCUUUCAUUUUGUUCUUCCAAAUUCGAUGCUUCUUCUUAUUCAAGCUGAGAAAAACUCUAUCUAGGGUUAGGGUUUAGAAAUUAAACAAUAUAGACGAAAAAAGAAUAAAAGAAAAUUUGUCUAACCAGUAACCAGACGGAAGCCAUGGCUCUUCAAUGAAACAGGUGAUAAUCCGUAGCCCAGGGCUUCGAUUUUCGGUGCAGUUGGUACGGUGCGGCCUUUGGUUGUUCCUUUUGUGGUUUAUAUAUGGCGGCUGCGAAUCCACAGCCACUGCAGGCGCGUCUGUUUGAGGAGCACACCCAAGGGACGAUACAGAUCGAGGACGACGAUGGAGAGUACGAAGAUGACGCCAUGGACGACGUGGAGGACGCAAAUGUCAACUCCGUGAAUGUGGCGGAGCAUGGAAUAGGAGUGGUAGGCGGCGUUAGUGGUGGCGGUGGUGGAGCUGGUGGAGGCGUUGUUAUGGCGUCGAGAACUAGCGAGCUUACUCUCUCUUUUGAAGGAGAAGUUUACGUAUUCCCUGCUGUUACACCUGAAAAGGUGCAAGCUGUGCUGUUACUCCUGGGCGGUCGUGAUAUCCCCACUGGUGUUCCAACAAUUGAAGUACCUUUUGAUCAAAAUAACAGGGGUGUAGGUGAUCUUCCAAAGCGCUCAAAUCUUUCAAGACGAAUCGCAUCCUUGGUUAGGUUCCGUGAGAAGAGGAAAGAGAGAUGUUUUGACAAGAAAAUUAGGUAUACCGUACGGAAAGAAGUUGCACAGAGGAUGCAUCGUAAAAAUGGACAGUUUGCGUCUUUAAAGGAAAGUACUAGUGCUUCAAGCUGGGAUUCUUCGCAAACUGGCGUUCAAGAUGGUACUCCUCAUCCAGAAACUGUUGUUCGGAGAUGUCAACAUUGUGGUGUUAGUGAAAAUAAUACUCCAGCAAUGCGUCGAGGUCCAGCUGGUCCAAGGACUUUAUGUAACGCUUGUGGGCUUAUGUGGGCAAAUAAGGGGACACUGAGAGAUCUCAGUAAAGGAGGAAGGAAUAUUUCCAUGGACCAAACUGAACCUGAAACACCAAUUGAUGUCAAGCCUUCAAUUAUGGAAGGGGACUUCCCUGGUAACCAGGAUGAACAUGGAAAUCCUUCAAAGGAUGUCACUGAUGGAUCCAAUAAUGCUUCUAUCAACCCAGAUGAAGAAGAUUUGCAUGAAAGUGCAGAAGAUCUUACAAACUCCUUACCUAUGGGAAUUGUCCAUCCCUCUGCAGAUGAUGAUGAGCAGGAACCUCUGGUUGAGCUUGCUAAUCCCUCUGAUACAGAAAUCAGCAUUCCUUCUAAUUUUGAUUAGAAGGUUACAAUUGGCUUUGCUCCAAUAAAUUUAAGGGGAUGUGGGUAUUAGACACUUUACCCAGUUGGUUUCUCUCAUGUCUUUGUGCUUCAUACAGGUCGACAUUUAUGAUGUUUAUAUGGAGUCCAACAUAGCAGAUUGUGAGUUGCCAUAAUUAGGAAACCGGCUUGACAUUGAAUCCUAAGUACAGUUAUCAGCUAGUGACUGGGAAAGACAUGCUGCUGCUUUCAGGCUGACUUUAGAUACUCUGAAGGUUCUCCUUGUUGAUAUAAGUGCUGAAAUCUGUGUACAAUUUGUUAGGAAAGAAUGCCAGAAUGCUUUUACCCGUUUAUAAAUAUGUGAUUUAUUUCUUAGGACUUAAAAAAGAUUAGUUUGUGUGAUGCUUAGUUUGCUUGGCGGAGCCUUUGUACUUCGUGAUAUCGUGGCCUUUUAAGUAGGGAUUCGAUUAAGCAAGAAAAAGGGCAUCCCACGAUGCUGUGAUAUACGUUGUGUCUACUUGGGCAGUUUCAGUACAGGUGAUUUUUAGUUGCUGCCCAAAUGAUGGGAUCGGAGAUAAUUGUUAAACCUGUUAUUAAUAAGGGAAAGUGGGAGAUUAGGAGUUGAAGGAAGAGGCGAUUGUCUACUGAAGAAAAUGAUCUUUUAUCUUCCCAUGAAAACCAUGUAUAAUGAUUUCUGAAAAAGAUAUUCCUGCCUAAAA
Messenger RNA from Theobroma umbraticum, 2219 nucleotides. RefSeq names its product GATA transcription factor 24-like. Lineage: Eukaryota; Viridiplantae; Streptophyta; Magnoliopsida; Malvales; Malvaceae. Gene Ontology annotation, biological process: regulation of DNA-templated transcription. The record is from RefSeq and is a predicted model, not a curated record. Gene Ontology annotation, molecular function: sequence-specific DNA binding; zinc ion binding; protein binding.